UCCGUCUGUGCGUCGCAUGCAUCUCGGCGGCAGGUGCUUGUUUACGUUUUCAAAUAUCACUAAUUCUCUUGGGAAAGGUGAACAGCCAAACUGUUGACUUUGGCAUGCCAUUGAUAGAAAACGACCGCGGGGAAACGGAAGAAGAAGAAAUGGACCACGAUCCGGGGGACAGCGAUAAGUCUUCCGAAGAUGAAACGGGGUCGGCAACAUCGGAGGGAGAAGACGAAGAUACCUCGGAUCUUGAUGAGGAGGAGAGUGAGCGAAGGAGAAAUGAAUGCCUUGAUGAUAUGACUGAACUGGAAAGACAGUUCAGUGAAUUAAAAGAACAACUGUACAGAGAGAGAAGUGCUCAAGUAUCAGAAAAGUUAGAGGAGGUGAAGGCUGGAAAAGCAAUAGAAUAUCUGAACCCACUGGCACAGUUGCAGGACAACAUGAGGAUUCGUACUCAGGUGGCAGGGAUUCUUCGAGAAUUACGGAUAGCUUGUAUUAAGAAUAGAUUUGAAAGUGAGGAGUUGUCGUCAUAUCAGAACAUGGAGAGUGAGAAGAUUAUCUUGUAUGAUACUGUGAAGCAAGAGCUGGAAGAAAGAAUUCGUCGUUUAGAAGAAGAUAGGAAUAACAUCGACAUUUCUUCAGAUUUGUGGAAUGAAUCUCAGAGUCAGAAAAAGAAGAAGAAACCUACAGAUCCUUUCAACCCAGACAGAAGGAGAAAGCCUGUCACCAUUUCUGGUCCAUAUAUUGUGUACAUGUUGAAGGAGCUAGAAGUCAUAGAAGACUGGACAGCUAUCAAGAAGGCCCUGAAGCAGCAAAGUCAAAAGCGCAAGCCAGAAUUAUGACAAUCAGCCCCUGUCAAGCAGAAGAAAGUUGUUUGACAGACAUCAAUAUACAAACUGAGAAAAUAUCACUUUCGGGAGUUGACCAUCUCUUUUCCCAGUCAAAGAUGGACACCAGGUUGCCAUGGAAACAGAAAUGUUUUGAAGGACAGGGUUGCCAAGAGGUUGUUGACAUAGCGUACAAAUAUAUACCUGAAUUGUUGACAGUGGGUUUCUACAGAACCCUUCCAGGUACAUGGGACUGUGUUUUGCUCAGUAGUUUGUGCUGGAAAGUCAUUUGGACCAGCAGACA
This is a messenger RNA of Haliotis rubra (blacklip abalone), 1122 nucleotides long. RefSeq names its product breast cancer metastasis-suppressor 1-like protein-A. Lineage: Eukaryota; Metazoa; Mollusca; Gastropoda; Lepetellida; Haliotidae. Bases 105 to 833 code for a protein of 242 amino acids. Gene Ontology annotation, cellular component: Sin3-type complex. Gene Ontology annotation, biological process: negative regulation of transcription by RNA polymerase II. The record is from RefSeq and is a predicted model, not a curated record. The transcript is spliced from 9 exons. Gene Ontology annotation, molecular function: histone deacetylase binding.